Molecule: messenger RNA, 5397 nt
Organism: Chironomus riparius
Lineage: Eukaryota; Metazoa; Arthropoda; Insecta; Diptera; Chironomidae
Source: the annotation of a GenBank genome assembly
GAAGGAUCCUUAACGAAAAGCUUGAAAUUUUAAAAUAUUUGAAAAUAUCAGAGAUAUUAGUCAGAUAAGUUUUCUUAAUUAUCGAUUAAAAGGUGAUUAAAGAGGAACAAGAUGUCAGUUCCGCAAGAUGCGACGAAAAAUCAUCCAGCAACGAAUAAUAAGGAGCAAAAAGUCAUUGUAUUAUCAAUGAAAAAUAUGCCAUCCUUUAAAUUCGAUGUUACAAAGAGCUUGUUGACGAGUAAUCAAGAUAAUGGACAGUCGGUUUUUAGUUUUAAGCCUCAACAAUUGCUUUCAUCUCCAACUUCGUCACAUACUUUGCAAGUGGCACAAACGAAGACGAAUACUACAAAUAUUCAAGUUGUUUCACAGCCAAUUACAGUUACUGCAAAUAGUCCAGUUCACCAUCAAAAAAUUCAGGGAACAGCAGGAACGAUUUUAAUUCGGGCUCAAUCUCCAACAACUAAUACACAGAAAACACAACAAAAUAUCAUUAAACCACAACAAAUUUCGUUGAUUCAGAGCCAUCCAACUAUCAAAAUUCAAGACUCGUCACCGACAGGAUUACGUAAAAUAUCAUCAGAGAUAACGCUAAAAAAUCAUGCAGGACAUACUCUCUUAUUGCAUCCAACACCUACGAGCACAGUGAAAGCUCAAACUGUGAUUAAUCAAUUGCAAAUUCCAUCACAAAAGAAAAUUAUUGUGCCUGCACAAAGUAGCAAUCAAACAAAAAUGUUUCAAAUAUCAUGUAAUCAAAAUAAUCUCCCGAAGCAGCAUGUAAAAAUAAUUCAAUCGUCUAUAAAGGAAUCAAAGCCAAUUCCAAUAUUACCAAAACCAGAAAAUACACAAAAGAUUGUCUUGCAACAACAUGUCAUUUUACCAUCAACUGUUAUCGUUCAGCAAUCACCAACUUCAGGUAAUCAGAAAAUUAAACCAAAUGUCAUAACGAUUCCUGUAACAGCAUCCUCCUUACUAAAAAAUUAUGUACCUCAUUCACAACAACAAACGACUAAAUGGACAAUACCAUCCGUUUCUAAUAUAUUUCCUCCAGCAUUAGCACCUAUUCAGCCAAAAGUGACAAUUACACAGGCAACAACAACAACAACUGAAAAGAACGAUAGUUUGAAAAUGUUGAUGGAAAUUGAUGAAAUUGGAAAUUCAUCAGAAUCGGAAAAUUUUAAUGACGACGACGAAAAUGAUGUUGAAAAGAAUGAUCUACAAAAUCAAGAAGAAAAAACACCAGAAAAAGUCAUAUCAACUUGCUGUACUAAGGACAGUGAACAACAGUUUCUGAAUGUAAAACGAAUUAUCGAAGGCGAUGAUGACUUACAAGCGUCCGAAAAAACUACUGAAUCAAAGUGUGAUGAGGAUUAUAACGACAAUGAUAAUGAAAUUAAUGAUUUGGAGAAUAAAUCAGAGGAGAUAAAAGAAAGUUGUGAACAGUCGAAAGCCAUAAUAUCUACAACAACAACAAGUAUUACAAAUAAGCAGCAAAAUAAUAAUAAUAAUAAUAAUAGUAACAAUUCAAUAUUAUUAUGUGACGAAUUUAUUGCGAAUAUAACUCCAGAGGAAAGUCCAAAAAGUAGUGAUAAAUCAAAAGAUCAAGUUACUCCAAUGCAUACAAAUGAAGAAGUAACAGUGAAAAGUCAAUCAGUUGAGGAUGUAAAGAAGAAUUUGAAACUUGAUCUAAUUUCAAACUCUAGCGCAGCACAUGACAAAAUUGUAGUGGAUCAAGAGGUAAACGAAUCCAUCAUCAAUGAUGAUGAUCAAUCUAAUCAGUCAUCAAUGAUAGAACAAAAGAAAAACAAUGAUGAUAAUAAUGAGUCAUCACCAAAAAGUGAAAUGUUAUUGGAUCAAGCAUCAACAUCGAAGAGUAUUAAAGUAAAUGAUAAUAAACCGAAAAGGACAAGGAAACCAAAAAAUCCAACAGUUAUCACAAGUCUUGGAUUACCUUAUAAGCCACCACAACCAAGUAGUCGUAAGAAAAAGGUCGAAAAGAAAGUUGAAUUGGAAAUGGACUUUCAUGAUCCGCUUAAUAAAAUUUUGUGGGAAGAUGGGAUCGGUGGGCUUAAUAAUUGUAAUAAGCUCUUUGGAUUUAAUGAAUUUGGAUUAAUUGAAGUACUAAACAAGAAAGAUGCAACCGCAAAAUUGAAAUAUGAUGAGAAUCCGUUAACGGCAGAUGAUAAUUUUAACUUUAAGUUCCGCAAAAUUGCUGAUCCUCAAGAUCAAUUUACUUGUGUUAUAUGCUCAAAAUUGGGAACCAUUCGUGACUUUUUCUCACCCGAAUGCUGUAGUGAAUCAUGUUUUGCUAUAACCAAACGCAAGACAACAGAGUUUAAUACAUCGUCUAAAGAUGAAAAUGGAGAUUCUGGACAUAUUUCAUCUACAGAUGCUAAGAAAGUGAUAUUUGAAGGAGAAUUAGUUUCAUUACAUCAGUUACAACAAUAUUUACUCGAACAGCAAUUGCCUGAAACAAAGAGGAAGCACGGACAUGCUAAAAAAAGUUCGACUAUUGCAAUUCCAGAAGUUAAGUUUUCAUGGGACUCUUAUUUGACUGCCAAAAGUGUUCCAGCACCAGAAGAUUUCUUUAUUUAUACGAGCAAAACUGCCUCAAAUCAUUUCCGAGUAGGAAUGAAACUCGAAGCUGUUGAUCCAAAAAAUCAGCAUUUGAUUUGUGUCUGUUCUGUUGAGGAGAAAUUAGGAUGUCGUAUUAAAAUUCAUUUCGAUGGCUUUCCUUCAUCUUAUGAUUUUUGGACAAAUAGCGAUAGUUUUAAUAUCUUUAAUGUAGGCUUCUGUCAAAGUAGUGGUCGGAAAUUGAAUGUUCCUCAACGUUGGAGUAACAAAAAGUUUGAUUGGACAGAAUAUUUUGAUCAUACAAAUUCGGUUGGUGCUCAGCUUUACAUGUUCUCUCGUCUCAAUCAGUCAUCAAGUGAAAUGAAUCCAUUAAAAGUUGGAAUGAAAGUCGAAGUAAAACACGGAGAUUUCUGUUAUGCAGCUACAAUUAUUGAUGUGCUUAAUUUACGAGUCUUGAUACGAUUUGAUGGCAUAUAUGAAAAUUUUGGAUGUUACUGGUUCGACAUUUAUUCGCCAUAUUUGCUUCCAUGUAAUGGACACAAAACAUUAGAAGAUCAAAGCCAGUUUAAACCACCAUUUAUAUCUACUAAACCUUUUGAUUGGACCGAAUAUAUUAAAACUUGUGGUGCUGUUGAGUCACCAGCUGAUUUUUUACUUCACAAGACUAGAAAACCAUAUCAAUUUGAACCGGGAAUGAAACUAGAAGUUGUUGACAAAGUCAAUCCACAACUCAUCCGACCAGCUACUGUUUUGUGUAGAAACGAAUACAAAAUCCAAGUCAUUUUUGAUGGAUUUGACAUCAAGUAUGCUUAUUGGCUUGACGAUGAUUCGGAAGAUAUUCAUCCAAUUAAUUACUGCAAGCAAACGGAACAUCCAAUUGAACAUCCAGCUGGAGCACUUAAAUUCUUAGAAAAUAGUCUAUGCUCAAUGAAUGGAUGUCGAGGAAUUGGCAAUGGAUUGUACAUAGAUCGCUAUUUUCAUGACAAUCCUAAAGAAUGUCCAUAUAAUAUCGAUAACUGGAAAAGAUUAAUUGAACAAAAAGAAAACUCUCGAAUGGAUUAUAAACCUUAUGUCAGACGGAACAAGAGCUCAGCUGUGGCAAAUGAAAAUCGUUCAUUACUUUUACAACAAAACAAGUACAAAAAAGAAAAGCAAGAAUUAGAAAUUAAGGAAGAACCAGCUGUUCAAAUUAAUGAGGACGAUACAGCGUCAAGUGAAAAUGUAAGAGUUCCAAAAAAACGAGCAAAGAAGCGAAAGAUCGUACAAUCAGUUGCUGCUGAAGAGAAGGAAGAGAUUGUUCACGAAGAUGAAGGAGAGAAAAAAGUUAAAAUACGUGUUAUUCAGCAUUUCCUUGCAGAAUAUGGACCACAAAUGAAUUAUGCUUAUGAUUUAUGGACCAAAAAUUCAAAAAUCCUAGACAAAGCAAUGAUUACCGAUCUCUCAGAAAAUCCAAUUAAAUGGAACGUUGAUGAUGUUUGUACAUUCUUAGUCAAGUUUUGUGAUGAGGAAACAGCUGCAAAAUUUUAUGCUCAAAAAAUUGAUGGUGAAGCACUGUUAGGCUUGUGUCAAAAGGAUUUGGUGACACUGAUGGACAUCAAAAUUGGACCUGCAAUUAAAAUCUAUAAUCGUAUUCUCUGGUUGCGUCAAGAAGUUUUGACAAAAUUUACUGAAUUCUAAUAUUUUUACCCCUACUCAACAAUUUAAUUAAAAUUUCUCAUUGUUCUGUAUAGAUUGAGUUCAUUUAUUUUUUAAUUUAUCCAUAAGAUGCUUAAUUGUAAGGAAAAGAGAAUAAUGUAAAAUAAAAACAUGUUUUAUGAAUUUACAUAUCUCAUGAUUGUUUCUUUUCGUAACUGUUCAAAGGUUGUUCCGAGUAUCUCUGAUGUACUGUCAUCUAAUUUGAGAAAGUUUAUUAGGUCUGAUUUAGUUAAACUUAAUAUUGCUUCUCCGUCGAUAUCGUUUUUAUCGAAAUGUUUGAUUAUUGCUUUUUGAGAGGUAAUGUGUUCAAUAAAUAUAAAAACUUGCUCCUUUGUCCAAUAAACUGGAUUAUUAAGCAACUCCUGAAUAUUUUUAAUUUUAUUAAAUAUCGGAUACGUUUUUGAGUCACGAAUUGAUGAAGGAUGUUUACACAAACUCAUCUUUUCAUCAUGUAAAUGCUUAACAAGGUCUGUUAAUCGCAAUGAAAUUACAACUUUUUCUGUAUCACUUUCGACUCGAUCACCAAGGAAGUAAUCAUUUGUUUUAUCGCAAUGCAUCAUCGUAUCUGGACUAUUUUUUGAUACUUUGACAUUAGUGCUAUUUUCUUUUUUCGCUAAUCGUCUUUUUUCAGCCAAAGUUUGCAUCCUUUGGCGUCUCAUUAGUUUCUUCUUUCUAGCCAAUUCCAAGUUCAUUAAUCCUGAUGUACCUCUUUUCUUUUUUAUUGGUUGCGAUAAUAAUUCUUCGUAAUCUAUUAGUGUACUGCCUGUUUUAAGAUGUAAAGUAGGAAUUGCUUUAUCAUUUAAUGAUUUAUCAGCAUUCAGAAAUUUAUGUUCAAAAUGUUUUAUGCAAACUAAAGAACCGCGACUUAAUUUCUCAUUAAUAUCGUCCUUGUCUAUAUUUUUGUACCAUUUAUUUUGUAUUUCAGCGUUUUUUGGUAAAGGGAACAUAGGAAUUUUUUUAAAAUCACCACUUUGGUUCCAUUUUGAAUCACAACCAGUAAUAGCACAUUUGUGGCUCAUAGUGUUGGACAGAAGCUGUUAAUCCUUAUUAAAUUAAAUUUUAAAGACUGUCAAUACAGGGUUGUUAAUAGGUACCUGCUUAAAUCAUUUAUCAUUAAUUCACGACUUUAUG